AUGAAGAUAAUUAUAUAUUUUUGCAUUUUGACAGUAGCAUGGGCCAUUCCAGUUCCUCAAAUCAAGCCAUUGGAGAGACAUGCUGUUGACAAAUCUGUGAAUUUAAAUCUUCUAGCAAAAUUGAAAGUGCCAAUACAGGAUGAGUUAAAUGCCAAUGAUACCACCAAAGAAAGUGGUGUCCUCCUGCAUGAAAAUGAAAGAGAAAGGCAACAGUACACCAAAGAUGGUUACAAAGGAGAGGGAAAUGGUUCUGAGUGGGCAGAAGUGGGAGAGAAAAGUUCUUCUACACGUUCCACGUUAGCAAAUGAAGAGGGGAAUACUGAGGAUCUGAAUGGGGGCACAGGAAACCCAGAAACGUAUGGUCACGAUGGAAUCCAUCAAGAAGACAGCACCACAGCAAAUGGCAUCGGGGGUCAAGUAAGCAUCAUCGACAGGGCUGGAACAGCAAAUGGGAGCAAUAUUAGUGGGAUUACUGAGAACAAUUCCAAAAAUGGGGGUGUUGGAAAUGCAAGUCGGAGUGAAGAUGCCACUGUCGUCCAAGAAGGUGGACAUCAAGUAGCUGGAAGCAAUAAAGGUACAGGUCGUGAGGGUGAGAUAAGGGGGAAUUUCUGUAGAAAUGGGGGUGAUACACAUGAGAAGACACCUCAGAGAGAAGGCGAGAGCAACGGGAAUGAGGAGAUAGGGGUAACACCAGAGGGAAGUGGAGAGAGCAAUAGAGAAGAUGUUGCCUUGGAGAAUUCUGAUGGAAGUCCUAGUGGGAAUGGAGCAGACGAAAAUGAAGACAAGGGCUCUGGUGAUGAUGAAAAAACAAGGAACGGAGGAAAAGGCCCUGAUAACAGCAAGCCUCAAGAGGGUCAGCCUCACGAAACAGAAGAUGACGGUGACAGUAGCUUAGGUCAAAAUUCAAUUAGUAGUGAAGGUGAUGACCCCGAGGACAAAGCUGACACCCAUGCCAUUGGUGGGGACAACACCUCCAAGAGGGAGGGAGAUUUUGACAGCAUUUCAGGAGACAAUGGUAGCCAAAAAAUAGAGGACACUCAAAAACCCAAUCGCAGAGAAAGCAAAGCUGUGGAAAAUGGAAUCACUGAAAACUUAGAGCCACCUGCUCCUGGGAAGAGCCAAGUUAAGGGAAUAGAAAUGGAAAGUCCCAGCAGUGGCAACAGAAACAAUAUUACCAAAGAAGCUGGGAAAAUGAAUGAAGAUAAAGAGAGUAAAGGCCAACAUGGAAUGAUUGUGGGCAAAGGAAAUGUCAAGACACAAGAAGAGGUUGACGACAUGCAAGGACCUGGCCAGAAAUUAGAACCUCGAAAUAAGUUUGGACCCAGCAAAACAUGCGGAGACAGUAACAGUGACGGCUAUGGCAGUUAUGAGUUUGAUGAUGAAUCCGUGCAAGGAGAUGAUGCCAACAGCAGUGGCGAGUCUCACGGCAGUGACGGUGCCAGUUCUGAAGGUGACAACAGCCACAGCAGCCUAGGAGAUGCUCCUUAUAACUCUGAGGAAUCAAGCGACAAUGGCAGUGACAGUGACUCAGGAGGAGGAGGAGAUGAUCGUGAUAACACGUCAGAUGCUAAGAACAGUGGCAGUGACGGCCAUGGUGACAAUGGGAGUGAUAAGAAUGAAAAAUCAGGCAGCACCCAAGAUAAAUCAGAGAGCAGUGACAGCAGUGAUAGCAGUGACAGCAAAUCAGACAGGAGUGACAGCAGUGACAGCACUGAUAGCAGUGACAGCAGUGACAGCAGUGACAGCAGUGAUAGCAGUGACAGCAGUGACAGCAAGUCAGACAGCAGUGACAGCAAGUCAGACAGCAGUGACAGCAGUGACAGCAGUGACAGCAGUGACAGUGACAGCAGUGAUAGCAGUGAUAGCAGUGACAGUGAUAGCAGUGACAGCAGUGAUAGCAGUGACAGCAGUGACAGUGACAGCAGUGACAGCAGUGAUAGCAGUGACAGCAGUGACAGCAAGUCAGACAGCAGUGAUAGCAGUGACAGCAGUGACAGCAGUGAUAGCAGUGACAGUGAUAGCAGUGACAGCAGUGACAGCAGUGACAGCAGUGAUAGCAGUGACAGUGAUAGCAGUGACAGCAGUGACAGCAAGUCAGACAGCAGUGAUAGCAGUGACAGCAGUGACAGCAGUGAUAGCAGUGACAGUGACAGCAGUGACAGCAAGUCAGACAGCAGUGACAGCAGUGACAGCAGUGACAGCAGUGACAGCAGUGAUAGCAGUGACAGUGAUAGCAGUGACAGCAGUGACAGCAGUGAUAGCAGUGACAGCAGUGACAGUAGUGACAGCAGUGACAGUGCAUCUGACAGUGGUGAUGAGAGUGACAGCAAGAGCAAGUCUGGUAACGGCAGCAACAAUGGAGGUGGCCGUGACAGUGACAGUGACAGUGAAGGCAGUGACAGUGAUCACUCAACCAGUGACGAUUAGAGCUAAAGAAAACGCCACACGAUUCCUUUUGUGAACAAUCCGGUGAGUAAUUGAUAGAAACUAAAGAUUUCCAAGAAAGUAAGGAAAGGGGAGAAAUAAAAGAGAAGACAUAUGCAAACAUCUACAGAAACAAUAAGAAAAUAGUCAAAUUGUCAGAUUCAGAA
Messenger RNA from Kogia breviceps (pygmy sperm whale), 2591 nucleotides. RefSeq names its product dentin sialophosphoprotein (gene DSPP). The record is from RefSeq and is a predicted model, not a curated record. Gene Ontology annotation, molecular function: collagen binding. Gene Ontology annotation, cellular component: nucleus; cytoplasm. Gene Ontology annotation, biological process: dentinogenesis; odontoblast differentiation. Lineage: Eukaryota; Metazoa; Chordata; Mammalia; Artiodactyla; Physeteridae.